GUGAAGUUCAACAUUAUGAUUUUGGCAAUAUUCUUUAAUGAUAUUGGAGCGUAAUUCGCCAGGGUCGGAAAGUAAUGUUUCAUUUUAUUAAGGACAUCAACAUGAUUUUUUGAAGAAAAAUCACAUGAAGGAAGCAUUAUUAACAUCGGCAGCAGAAGCAUAUAAAAAAGGACACAAAGAUUUUUGCACCACGAUGUGCGAGGAAGGCAUUAAGCUGUUUAGGUUUCAGAAGGAAGUCGAAGAAAAAAUACCUGCAAUGAAGAGUAAGCUCCUUGACAAGUCAGUGAAUGCUACAUGCAGGGUACUGCUUGAAGCCAAUGAACUCAAGUUAGCUGAGAAGUUUAGGAACGAUUUCAAAAUUCCUGAUAAAAGGGUGGCUCGUGUUAACAAAACGGCUGCAUCCUGGUUAACACCUACAUUAAAAAAAGACAAGAUCCUAAUCAAGAUAACUGGAAUCUUUACAAGGAUCUGAGAAAUUAUGCUUUAGCUUCAAUACGCAGAGAGAAAAAAGCUUACCUUCCACAUAUUGACAAUUUGAAUUGCUUGGAAGAUCAUUGGAGAUAUAAUAUUUGCCAUCGCAGUAAAAUUGGGAUUCCUGAUAAUCUACUUGAACCAAACUCUCUGAAUAUUUACUUUUUAGCUCACUUCCCUGUUGCAAAUUUGAAU
Molecule: messenger RNA, 666 nt
Organism: Acanthoscelides obtectus
Lineage: Eukaryota; Metazoa; Arthropoda; Insecta; Coleoptera; Chrysomelidae
Source: the annotation of a GenBank genome assembly